UCAGCAAGAGACAAAUGAUGAUGGGUAGCAGCUGCAACUCAACCAUGUCUUCUUCAUUUCCAAAUUCAUUCCUCUUCCUGCUCUCUCAUAAUUCUGAAACCUUGAAGCUCGCUUCACUUCAUCUUCAUUUACCAUUCAUCCUCUUGCUCCUUUUCCUUAUCUUUUUCGCUUUUCUCAUCCUCUACAAACUCGAACCCAAAACCCUAAUCACCAAGCAAAUGCCACUGCUCCCUCCUGGUCCAACUCCAUGGCCAUUAGUUGGGAACCUGCCUGAAUUAUUCACAAAAAAGCCGGUAUUCCGGUGGAUACUUGGACUUUUGGAGGAACUCAACACUGAGAUUGCAUGCAUCAAACUGGGCAAUGUCCAUGUCAUUCCCGUGAUUUCGCCUGAGAUUGCCAGGGAGUUUUUGAAGGAACACGAUGCAGUGUUUGCAUCCAGACCUAUUACAAUGACGUCCGAUCACUUGAGCAGAGGAUUCCUGACCACAGUCCUUUCGCCAUGGGGAGAGCAGUGGAAGAAGAUGAGAAGGAUCAUCACUUCCGAGGUGCUUAAGCCAGCAAGACAUAUGUGGCUCCUCCAGAAGAGAACUGAAGAAGCCGACAAUCUUGUCCGCUUCAUUUAUAACCAGUGUAAGUUCUCUAGUAUUACUAGCCAUAAUUUUACGGAAUCAUCGAUUGUGAAUGUGAGAACUGCAGUCAGACAAUACACAGGAAAUGUGGUUAGGAAGAUGAUGUUCAGCAGAAGGUACUUUGGGGAAGGAAGGAAAGAUGGAGGGCCUGGACUUGAAGAAGAAGAACACGUAAACUCCCUCUUUACCACGCUUGCUUACCUAUAUGUAUUCUCUCCAUCUGAUUACCUUCCAUGCCUGAGAGUCUUCGACUUAGAUGGCCACGAGAAGAUGGUAAAAGAGGCUUUGAGCAUAAUCAACAAGCAUCAUGAUCCGAUAGUGGACGAGAGAAUAAUACAAUGGAGGAAUGGGGAGAAGAAGGAGGUUGAGGACAUACUCGAUGUUUUCCUUACAAUCAGCGACACAAAGGGAAAACCAUUGCUAUCAGUAGAAGAGAUCAAAGCCCAACUCAUAGAACUGAUGAUUGAAAUAGUGGAUAAUCCAGCGCAUGCAGCUGAGUGGGCAAUGGCAGAAAUGAUCAAUCAACCCGAGAUUAUGCAGAAGGCCGUAGAAGAAAUCGAUAGAGUGGUUGGAAAGGAUAGACUUGUUCAAGAAUCCGAUAUCGCGCAGCUCAAAUAUGUUAAAGCCUGUGCUAGGGAAGCUCUGCGGCUUCACCCCAUAGCACCAUUCAACGUGCCCCAUGUGUCCAUGGCGGACUCUGUUGUGGCCGGCUACUUCAUCCCCAAAGGCAGCCAUGUCCUGCUGAGCCGGGUAGGGCUUGGACGGAACCCUAGAGUGUGGGAAGAGCCAUUAAAGUUUAAACCAGAGCGGCAUAUGAAUGAUGAAGUGGUGGAUUUAGCUGAGCCUGAGCUUCGGUUCAUUUCAUUUAGUACUGGGAGACGCGGGUGUCCUGGAACUGCCUUAGGGACAGCCUUGACAGUUACACUCUUGGCGAGACUUCUUCAAUGUUUUGCGUGGAGUGUGCCACCGAACCAGGACCAAAUUGACCUCACAGAAUCAAUGAACGAUCUCUUUCUAGCCAAGCCUCUCCAUGCUCAUGCAAAACCACGCUUGCAUGCUUCCAUGUAUGGGAAUUGAUUAAAACUUCAUCCAUUCCGAAGCUUGAUGAGUAGAGCCUAUAAAUAAGGAUUUAUGAGUUAAUAAAGAUAAAUGCUCUCAUCCAAUUUUCUUUUCUUCUCCACUUAUCACAUGAUGCUUUGGGGAUACAAAGAUACAUGAAAAAUGAUAUGUCAUUA
Messenger RNA from Vitis riparia (riverbank grape), 1864 nucleotides. RefSeq names its product tryptophan N-monooxygenase CYP79A68-like. The record is from RefSeq and is a predicted model, not a curated record. The coding region runs from base 15 to 1706 and encodes 563 amino acids. Gene Ontology annotation, molecular function: oxidoreductase activity, acting on paired donors, with incorporation or reduction of molecular oxygen; monooxygenase activity; iron ion binding. The transcript has 2 exons. Lineage: Eukaryota; Viridiplantae; Streptophyta; Magnoliopsida; Vitales; Vitaceae.